CCUCUCUCUCUCUCUCUCUCUUCUCGCUUCUGUCUGUGCUUCUCUCUCUCUAUAUUCCCGGCGGCCAGUGUUGCAGUCUCAACCUUUGGACAAUCAGAGGUGCUGCGAUGCAACUCUAAUGGAUUCUGAUACUUUUGUGAUGAUUUGGUUUUUUGGAAAAUACCCUGUUCAAUUCUUUGCGGCUGCUUUUCUGGGUUGAAUUUCUAAUUAGAAUGGAUUCCACUAUAAAGCAUGCUGUGGUGGUGAAAGUUAUGGGUCGGACUGGGUCUCGAGGGCAGGUGACUCAAGUGCGAGUCAAGUUUUUGGAUGACCAGAAUCGGUUCAUUAUGAGGAAUGUCAAGGGGCCAGUGAGGGAGGGGGAUAUCCUGACCUUGCUCGAGUCUGAGAGGGAAGCAAGACGGUUGCGUUGAUUGGAGAUGGGUCUUCUAUGGUGAAGCUCCUACCUCUCCCUGUUUGAUGUUUUGGUUACUCGCAUAAGACUGUUGUUUGUGUUGGUGCAGUGCAGGACAGUUGUGUUGCCAAUUUAUGCUCUCAUUUUGUUUGUUUAUUUAUCAUGACUCUGAGUGUGUGUUAUUAGCUGAUGGAAUUUCUAGUGUAUGUCUAGUUAAUAGUUGAACAUGGUGGAUGUUUCUGUUUAGUUUGGAUCCUGCAACUUUAUAUGGAUUACUAUUUUGUUUCACAUGAA
Molecule: messenger RNA, 685 nt
Organism: Prunus persica (peach)
Lineage: Eukaryota; Viridiplantae; Streptophyta; Magnoliopsida; Rosales; Rosaceae
Product: 40S ribosomal protein S28
Exons: 3
Coding region: 213-410 (65 amino acids)
Biological process (GO): ribosomal small subunit assembly; translation; maturation of SSU-rRNA
Cellular component (GO): ribosome; cytosolic small ribosomal subunit
Molecular function (GO): structural constituent of ribosome
Source: RefSeq, a predicted model, not a curated record